AUGUCCCAUCUCCAAGCUUCGCAGCUGUUCAACGUCCAAGGACUGGUUGUCGUCCUGACGGGGGGAGGAAGUGGACUGGGCCGGAUCAUGGCGCAUACACUGGAUGCCAACGGAGCGUCCAAGAUCUUCAUCCUCGGACGUCGGGAAGAGGCGCUACGAGAGACGGCCUCGCAGGCUGCCAAUGGCUCCAUCAUCCCUAUCAAAGCCGACGUCUCCUCCAAGGAGUCCCUACAGGCUGCCUACGACGCCGUCGCCGCGCAGACCGACCACGUUGAUCUGCUCAUCGCCAACAGCGGCAUCGUGGGCCCCAAGGCCAGAAGCCCAGCCGCAAAGCUCGAGUCGCCCUCCUCCUCAUCGACCCUCUCCGACCUGAGAGACCACCUCUGGUCGAUCCCCAUGCAGGAUUUCACCAAAACUUUCGACGUCAACGUCACCGGCUCGUAUUACACGGUGAUUGCUUUUCUGCCGUUGCUGGAGGCAGCGAACAAGAGACGUCCGCCGCCGCAGAAGAACAAGCUCUCUCCGCCCACCGCGCAGGUCAUCAUCACCAGUUCCAUUGCGGGGUAUAACCGCGUUGUGCCUUUCAGUAUCGCAUAUAAUCUGUCCAAGGCCGCGGUGAACCAUCUCGUCAAGGUCCUGUCGACGAUGUUCCUCCCGUACCAUGUGCGAGUCAAUGGGAUUGCGCCCGGCUUGUUCCUGUCCGAAAUGUCGGCCGGGCUUUUCAGCGACGAUGAUAAGGGCAUCUCCGAUGGUUCGUUCCCUUCCAGUAUACUCCCCCUCACUCACGCCGGUGGCGAGGAGGAUAUCGGUGGGUUGAUCCUCUAUUUGGCCGGUGGCGCGGGCGGCUAUCUCAAUGGGAAUAUUACAGUGGUAGAUGGAGGCCGUCUGGGUUUGACACCCUCGACUUAUUAA
Molecule: messenger RNA, 912 nt
Organism: Aspergillus tanneri
Lineage: Eukaryota; Fungi; Ascomycota; Eurotiomycetes; Eurotiales; Aspergillaceae
Product: SDR family NAD(P)-dependent oxidoreductase
Exons: 2
Coding region: 1-912 (303 amino acids)
Source: RefSeq, a predicted model, not a curated record